CUUCCUUGUCCCACUUAAAAACCAGACACAGAGCCAAGAAGACGAAUCCGUUCUCCAACACAGUUAGGUCGGGAAACUCCAACCACGCCCUUAAAACGCUGCGUUUUAUCUGUCACCUCCCUUUUCUUUAACUUAAUUCCCAAGUCAUCGUUUCUACUUUAUGCCCUAAAACCCUAAACUGACUCUCUUUUUACUGGUUCAAAGAGCAAUGGAUCCAUGUCCUUUCAUCCGUCUCACGAUCGGAAACCUAGCUCUGAAACUUCCUUUAGCGGCGAAGACAACAAGCUCCGCCGUGCAUCCCUCCUCAUCUCCCUGUUUCUGCAAAAUCAAACUCAAAAACUUCCCAACGCAAACCGCCUCCAUCCCCUACAUUCCGUUAGAGACCACACACUUCCCUGAGAUCCAAACCUUAGCCGCCACGUUCCAUCUCAGCAGCUCAGAUAUCAAACGCCUAGCGUCCACAUCCAUCUUCGCUUCCAAGCCAUCUCUCAAGAUCUUCAUCUACACUGGAAGAGCCGGCGCUGCGUGCGGCGUAAACUCCGGCCGUCUCUUGGCGAAAGUCUCCGUGCCGCUGGAUCUAUCUGGUGCAGAAUUGAAGCCGUGCGUGUUCCACAACGGCUGGUUAUAUGUCGGGAAAGGAGCCGGAGCUGGGAAAGUGGGGUCGGCUCAGUUUCAUCUGAAUGUGAAGGCGGAGCCUGAUCCUAGGUUUGUGUUUCAGUUCGACGGUGAGCCUGAGUGUAGUCCUCAAGUGGUUCAGAUUCAAGGGAGUAUCCGACAACCAGUUUUCACUUGCAAAUUCAGUUGUCGGAAUACGACUGGUGAUCGUACUAUUAGAUCAAGAUCGUUGCCGACGGAGACGAGUGUUCCACGGAGCUGGCUUAACUCGUUUGGGAGUGAGAGAGAACGUCCUGGUAAAGAGAGGAAAGGAUGGUCUAUAACGGUCCACGACUUGUCUGGUUCACCAGUAGCUAUGGCUUCAAUAGUUACACCGUUCGUUGCAUCUCCUGGAACAGAUCGUGUUAGCCGGUCAAAUCCCGGGUCUUGGCUCAUCCUCCGUCCUGGAGAGGGCACAUGGAACCCUUGGGGGAGACUUGAGGCGUGGCGGGAACGUGGGGGAGCCACCGAUGGACUCGGUUACAGAUUUGAACUUAUAUUAGACGGAUCAAGCGGUGCAGGGAUCGUGCUUGCGGAGUCGAGUAUUAGUUCUCAUAGAGGGGGGAAGUUCUCAAUCGAAUUGGGAUCGUCGCCAACAGAUGGUUGUGUAAAUAGAUUGAGGAGUCGUGGCGGCGGGAGUGGUGGAGCGUCGCCGGCUAAUAGUCCGAGAGGAGGGAGCCUACAGAAAGGGUUUGUGAUGUCAGCGAGUGUGGAAGGUGAAGGGAAAUGUAGUAAGCCUUGUGUGGAGGUUAGUGUGCAGCAUGUUAGCUGUAUGGAGGAUGCAGCUGCUUACGUGGCGCUUUCUGCAGCUGUUGAUCUUAGUAUGGAUGCUUGUAGGUUGUUUAAUCAACGGAUGAGGAAAGAGCUUUGUCACCAUAGUGAGUCACUCGGCUGA
Eruca vesicaria subsp. sativa (arugula) is the source of this 1549-nucleotide messenger RNA. NCBI's taxonomy places the organism in Eukaryota, Viridiplantae, Streptophyta, Magnoliopsida, Brassicales, Brassicaceae. The record is from the annotation of a GenBank genome assembly.